AUGAGUGUCUCUGUGCUGAGUCCCAGCAGACUCCUGGGUGGCAUCUCCGGGCUCCUCCAAGCAGCCUCCCUGCUUAUCCUGCUUCUACUGCUGCUCAAGGCAGCUCAGCUCUACCUGCACAGGCAGUGGCUGCUCAAAGCUCUACAGCAGUUCCCGUCUCCUCCCUCCCACUGGCUCUACGGGUACAACCAGGAGUUCCAGAAGGACCAGGAGCUACAACAGAUUCUGAAACGGGUGGAAAGAUUCCCGAGAGCCUGUCCACAAUUGCUAUGUGGGAACAGAGUCCGACUCCUCUUCUAUGACCCUGACUACAUGAAGGUGAUUCUGGGGAGAUCAGACCCAAAGGUUCAUGAUUUCUGCAGAUACGCAGCUCCCUGGAUUGGGUAUGGCUUGCUCCUGUUGAAUGGGCAGACAUGGUUCCAGCAUCAGUGGAUGCUGACCCCAGCCUUCCACUAUGACAUCCUGAAGCCAUACGUGGUGCUCAUGGUGAACUCCAUGCGAGUGAUGCUGAUGAGUCCAUGUCUCUCUCCUCUCCACACACAGACAAGUGGGAGGAGCUUGUCAGCCCGGAAUUCCUCUCUGGAGGUCUCUGAGCACAUCUCCUUGAUGACCCUGGACACCAUCAUGAAGUGUGCCUUCAGCCACGAGGGCAGCGUUCAGCUGGACAGCCUGACACCUGAUGGCCGCUGGAACCACAAUUCCUGCCAGCUCACCCAUCAAUACACAGACCGAGUGAUCCAGCUGAGAAAGGCUUGCUUGCAAGAGCAGGGGGAGCUGGAGAAGGUCAGGGGGAAGAGGCACUUGGAUUUCCUAGACAUAUUCCUCUUGGCCAAAAUGGAGAAUGGGAACAGCUUGUCAGACAAGGACAUCCAUGCUGAGGUGGACACAUUCAUGUUUGAGGGCCAUGAUACCACAGCCAGCAGAGUCUCCUGGGUCCUCUAUAUUCUGGCCACACACCCUAAGCAUCAGCAGAGGUUCCAGGAGGAGAUCCAGGGCCUCCUGGGGGAUGGAGCCUCCAUCACCUGGCCCUGCCUCCUGGACAAGAUGCCCUACACUACCAUGUGCAUCAAGGAGGCACUGAGAUUCUACCCACCAGUGCCAAGCAUUGGCAGAGAGCUCAGAACUCCCAUCACCUUCCCUGAUGGGCGCUCCUUGCCCAAAGGUAUCACAGCCAUGCUUUCCAUUUAUGGCCUUCACCACAAUACAAAGGUGUGGCCAAACCCAGAGGUGUUUGACCCUUCCCGCUUUGCACUGGGUUCUGCUCAACACAGCCAUGCUUUCCUGCCCUUCUCAGGAGGAGCAAAGAACUGCAUCAGGAAGCAAUUUGCCAUGAACAAGCUGAAGGUGGCCACAGCCCUGACCCUGCUCCACUUUGAGCUGGUGCCUGAUCUCACCAGGAUCCCCAUUCCCAUACCAUGA
Molecule: messenger RNA, 1419 nt
Organism: Callithrix jacchus (white-tufted-ear marmoset)
Lineage: Eukaryota; Metazoa; Chordata; Mammalia; Primates; Cebidae
Product: cytochrome P450 4A11-like
Molecular function (GO): monooxygenase activity; oxidoreductase activity, acting on paired donors, with incorporation or reduction of molecular oxygen; heme binding
Source: RefSeq, a predicted model, not a curated record